GGCCGGUGCCGUGCAGAGGUGAUGGGUGCCAAGGUGACUUGCGCGUUCCGCAACUUCAACCUGGAGAGCCGGGCCAGCCGCGAGAUCAGCAAGAACAAGCCCACGUCCGCCCCCCGGCACCAGGCGGGCCCGCUGCCUGAUGAUCCAGAAAUCCAAGAGGAAAUUCGCAGAAAAGAUGACAAACUUCUCGCCUUAUUAAAAGAGGUUUAUGUUGAUUCCAGAGAUCCACCUGUGCAAGUAAAAGAUGAAGGUGGAAUUAUCCCAAGUAAACAGCAGGAAUACAGACUUACAAAACUUGGUCAUUUAAGAGAUCAAGAUAUUCCAAGCAUUCCUAGAGGCAAAAUUUCUGUAGUGGAGGUUCUGACUCUUCUCAAUAAUCAUAAACUUUCUCCACAAACAUGGACUGCAGAGAAAAUAGCAAAGGAGUACAGUAUAGACUUGAAGGAGGUCACCUCUCUCUUAGAAUUCUUCAUACCUUUUGCUGUGGAGAUCUUUCCUCCCAAAGACAGAAAAGUUUUAUAACCUUCCUAAAGUGAUUGCUGAAAUCUUGGUUGAUCUACUGGUGUCUUCAUUUGACACUUCUCAUACACUGUUCGUGUGGGAAUUUGGUCUCAUGCUCUUAAAGGUUGCCCUCUUGUAGCAAUAAAAUGCUUUAUUUAAAUGACAAA
Gopherus flavomarginatus (Mexican gopher tortoise) is the source of this 668-nucleotide messenger RNA. Its product is annotated as NADH dehydrogenase [ubiquinone] 1 alpha subcomplex assembly factor 4-like. Gene Ontology annotation, cellular component: mitochondrion. Gene Ontology annotation, biological process: mitochondrial respiratory chain complex I assembly. NCBI's taxonomy places the organism in Eukaryota, Metazoa, Chordata, Testudines, Testudinidae. The record is from RefSeq and is a predicted model, not a curated record.